AUGGCCCGCACACGCUCGAACCAGCGGUAUAGCGAGCAAGCUGAAGCAGUUCUACCAGUUCUGAGUGAUGACGAUGUCAGAGAACCCGAUGAUCAGCUGGCGACACCAUCGUCUGCAUCCUUCCAAGACCGACUGAAGAAGUUCCAAUACACAGAAACGCAGACGGAGCAACGUACCGGACCGCCACCCGGAUCGCCGAUAGAACCUAGAAAGCGCACUAGGACUACUGUGACAGCGGCCGCAAAGAUCGCACCGGAACCUUCCCCACGACCGAAGAAGAAGAGGAAACCCAGCAAAUAUGCUGACCCGUCCAAAUACGCGCAUCUAUCGCCGCUGGUCGACAUACUAGAGCCUUAUCUGAUCUGUGUCUUUGUUGGCACGAAUCCGGGUGUUCAGACGGCCGCUGCAGGGCAUGCUUAUGCCCAUCCCUCGAACCUUUUCUGGAAGCUGCUCCACUCCUCAGGACUUACCGACCGUCGACUGAAGCCUGAGGAGGAUCGGAGUCUCCCCGCUCUGUAUUGCAUGGGUAAUACCAAUAUUGUCGAGAGACCCUCCAAAGACGCUGCCGAGCUCUCGAAAGAGGAGACUGCGGCCGGUACGGCACAACUGGAUGCCAAGUUCCUCAAAUACAAGCCAGAGGCUGUGUGUAUAGUAGGGAAGGGUAUAUGGGAAGCCAUCUGGCGGUAUCGCUAUGGCAAGAACAUGGGCAAGAAAGACUUCAAGUAUGGGUGGCAGGACGAGGAGCACAACAUGGGCAAAAGCGAGGACGGCCAGGAAGAGCAGGAUGCCGAUGGCAAUGUAUGGAAUGGGUCCAGGGUCUUUGUUACUACGAGUACGAGCGGUCUAGCGGCAAGUCUGAAGCCGGCCGAGAAAGAGGCUAUCUGGAAACCCUUCGGCGAAUGGGUGCAGAAGCGAAGAGCCGAACGGGGCUUUGUGCCUCGGCCAGCGGAAGCAUAG
Messenger RNA from Alternaria infectoria, 957 nucleotides. RefSeq lists its product as uncharacterized. Gene Ontology annotation, molecular function: mismatch base pair DNA N-glycosylase activity. Gene Ontology annotation, biological process: base-excision repair, AP site formation. Bases 1 to 957 code for a protein of 318 amino acids. Lineage: Eukaryota; Fungi; Ascomycota; Dothideomycetes; Pleosporales; Pleosporaceae. The transcript has a single exon. The record is from RefSeq and is a predicted model, not a curated record.